Molecule: messenger RNA, 1824 nt
Organism: Parasteatoda tepidariorum (common house spider)
Lineage: Eukaryota; Metazoa; Arthropoda; Arachnida; Araneae; Theridiidae
Product: tectonic-like complex member MKS1
Biological process (GO): cilium assembly
Cellular component (GO): MKS complex
Source: RefSeq, a predicted model, not a curated record
GCUAAUUUUGCAAAACUUUUAUUGUCAUAGAUGGCAACACGUUAUACUGUUGCCAUGGUAAUAGCUUGAGUAGUAUUUGUCUUAGCGAGGUGGAGUAUUGAAGUUAAGCUGUGUUUUUAAAAUUUCCCGCAUAAUCUUUAUUUUUUAAUUUGAAUACGAAUUACCUAAUAUGUGUUUUCUAUAUCGUAAAAAUCUCACUAUGCGUAGAAAUUUGUUAUUGUAUUUUUGAGACUGAACUUUAGUGUUUGGAGUAACACAUUCCAUCAGAUGUUUUUCUUUGACUGCAUAAUUUCAGUAUGGAGAAUGCUCUUAAUGAAGAUCUUCCUGUGGGGAUAUAUCACACAAAAGACAAAAUUAAAAAUUUGAAAUUUAGGGUAAAAGUUAGAAAAAUAGCUAAUGCUUGUUUCUCUGAGAAAGAUUCUUUUGUAUUUGGAAAUCCAAAUGAACUUGAAUUGGUCAAUAUGAUGAAAGCUCCAUCUGCUAAAUCAGAACAAGAAUUUUGCUGGCAGGAAAAAAUUGAAAGAAAUAAAGAAGGUAAUUUAACUGAUAAUACAGCAAGAAAUAAUUCUAAAAGUGAAAAUCUCAUCAUUAGUUUGUUUUCAUAUGUUGAUGCUGAUAUUUUAUCUCCAGAAUGGAAAGGUAUACCACAUACUGUGCCAGCAUCAUCAUUAAGCUAUAUAGAAAAACAAAUGUUACAAUUGAAACCAAAGACAAGAUUACAAACUCAUGAAAUGAAAACAUGGCAAAAACCAUUAUUUUCUGGUGCUAAAAAAUUAGUAAAGGAAAAAAGCAAUAAGAAAGAUGAAACUUUUCCAGUGGGCCAAUCUAUGAUUAUUAUGGCAGCUCUAUAUUUUGAAGAUAGUUCUUCUAUUGAAGAAAUACAACUGUGCUCUUUACAAUUUGAUGAUCACGGUACUCUAAUUAUGGUCCCUGAUUUCACAAAACAAAAGUCAUAUGUAUUUUUGAACAGCAGAUCAGAAACAUUUGAGUAUGAAAUUGAAAAUGCUUCCCCAGAAUUGAGCAAUUCUGCUAUUGAACGGGAGAAGUAUCUUAAACAAAAGAUAGCUGAAUACAAGAAAAAAGUUAAGGAUGUUAAUUUUGGACCAGAAUUUAAGCCGGAUGCGCCAAAUGAAACAUUACUAUCCUUGAAUUGUGAAAUAGUUUCCGCCAAGAAUUUCCCAUUUAGUAACUUGUAUAUUCAUUACACAGUGUUGAUGCCCAAUGGUUGGAAUUCUGAUAGUUCUAUGGAAGGUGUGACUGAAACAUGUGAAUGUAAAACAAAAAGUAAAGAGAAUAUUGCUUACUUUGGAUAUUUAUUUUCAUUGGAUUUCACAGCCAGUACUGAUGAAAGUGAUUUGGUAGAUAAAUCUGUCAAAAUAAUAUUUGAAAUAACAUCAGUUGACUUUUGGGGAAAUUUUCGCAAUAUAGGAUAUGGAUUUGCUGAUCUCUUAUUAGUGCCAGGAAGUGAAGUAAUUAAUGUUUAUACUUGGAGAAUUGAGCCAACUGAUUUGAAAAGCAAACUUCAGUACUUCUUCAUUGGAGGAAUGCCUACAUUAACAGAUUUAUCAUAUGUGAUAAAACCUCAAGAUGCAAAAGAUGCUCAAUUAUCUAAAUAUGGUUUCCGAACUAUAACAAGUGGAUCGGUGGAAUUGAAAUACUCUAUCAUACGACAAAAUUGCAAAACUGUAAUUACUUAGGAGCAAUGCUGUCUUAAAAGCUGCAAGAAAUAUAAAGCCUUUCAGUUGUGAAUGAACAAAAUGUACAUACAAUAUAUUUUAACUUAAAAAGAAUGCCAAUGAAAAUAAAUUUUAACGAUCACUUUUA